UUUUAUUUCCAUCCCAUUCCACAAUCCACACAAAAAACGAUGAAACUUUUAUUUCUCUUCAUCUUUCUCCUCCUCUCGCUUCUCAAUCAACAACACUGCUCCGUCGUCAACACCCUGUCUCGCUCACCUACAUCACGUUCCAUUCUCUCUCUUCCUCCUCCCAAGGCAGCAACUACAGCACUGGUUGCUGCACUAGAUGGAACCAUGUAUUUGGUGGCCAGCCAGGAGAAUGGUGCCGUGAGGGUAAUAUGGUCAUUCUCUACAGGAUCACCGAUCUACAGUUCGUAUCAAGCUCCAAUCAAUAAGGACCGUGGUAAAACAAAUACAUCUUCAGCACCAACUAGUGGGUUCGUGGAGUGUGGGGAUGAUUGGUCUUUGUACAUGCACGACAAGAUCCUCGGUAAAAUGAGAUUGUCAGAAUCUAUUGGAGAAUUUGUACAUCGUGCACCUAUCAUUUCAGAUGACGGAACUGCUAUAUUUGGAUACAAAGAAGACAGUCUGUUUGAAGUUGAAGCUAAAACUGGGUCGAUCAUUCAAAUUCACGCUAAAUCUGAUCCUGGUAAUGCUUCUGCACCUCUGAGAGAUGACAGGCUGAGUGCUAAAAAUAUCAUCACUGAAGAUAAUAAGGAUCUUGCUGAUCCUAAGAAGCUAAAUUCAUCACAGCCGCUGCUCAUGCUUUUUAGGAAAGAUUAUACUCUGAAGUCUGUUAACACCAGCUCGAAAAUAGUAUUGUGGAAUUUGACAGUAACUGAAUUUGAAGCUGUAUUAUUAUGCCAACACACUACAGUUGAUGUAGAGGAUGAAAUUCCUUCUGACAGGGGCCUCAAUUUUGCGAUGCCUUACCCAUGUCAAGAGAUGCAAAACGUCUUUCGCCUGAAAAAGAAUUUUCUGUUAGAACCUUUAAUCACUGAAAGUUUACCUGGGCCUUUUUAUGGUUAUGAUGGUAUUAUCACAUUUCUUCCUACGCCUUUGCCAUAUUCUAUGCCUUAUCUGCAACAAAAUAAUGAUAAGGCAUAUAAACUCCCUCAGCCUCUCAUUGAGAUUACUUCACCAGGUGAUGUUUAUUUGAACAAGAGUGGAUGGUCAACUCCAUUACAUCUUAUAGUGCUUACGGUCUUUCUUCUGGUGUCGGGCUUUUCAGUCAUCUGCUUUCUUACGGUGAAGGUGGUUAAGAAUCAAGAUAUACCAAAGGACCAAAACAGAGAGUAUGAAUUGAAAAGUUCACCUGCAAAGAGAAAGAAGAGAAAGAAAAUGCACAAGUCAGGAAAGAACAGCGACACUAUUGAUAAAAUGGAAAACUAUCUUUCUUCAGAAGAUGAAGACGCACUGACACGAAACGAUACUAAUAGAGAAGAAUGGGAGAACUUUAAUCAAGUUGAUGAAGGUUUUGAUGGACGGAAAAUUGGUAAAUUAUUCGUUUCAAAUGAAGAGAUUGCUAAGGGAAGCAAUGGUACAAUUGUACUGGACGGAAGAUAUGAAGGUCGACCAGUUGCAGUUAAGCGUCUUGUCAAAGCUCAUCACAAGGUAGCCUAUAAAGAAAUCCGAAACCUCAUUGUGUCUGACCGUCAUCCAAACAUUGUCCGAUGGCAUGGGGUGGAGUAUGAUCAAGAUUUUAUUUACCUUGCACUGGAACGUUGUACUUGCAACUUGGAUGAUUUGAUAAAGGGCCAAAUGGAGACAGGGAAGGAUAAUACGCAAUAUCUUUGGAAAGAAAAUGGCUAUCCAUCAGCUCUAUUGCUGAAAUUGAUGAGGGAUAUUGUUUCCGGGGUUGUUCAUUUGCAUGAUCUAGGAAUAAUACAUCGAGAUUUGAAACCCCAAAAUGUUCUAAUAAACAACGAAAGAUCCUUAUGUGCAAAGCUUUCUGACAUGGGCAUUAGCAAACUUCUUCUUGAAAAUAUGUCCUCUUUGGGUCAUAAUGCUACUGGUGGGGGAAGUUCUGGUUGGCAAGCCCCAGAGCAGCUUGAUCAAGGGCGCCAAACACGGGCGGUUGAUAUGUUCAGUUUAGGAUGUAUUCUUUUUUUCUGUAUGACUCGAGGAAGACAUCCAUUCGGACAACAUAUUGAACGUGAUAUCAAUAUCGUGAAAAAUAAAAAAAAUCUUUGCUUAGUGCAAUUCAUUCCGGAAGCUGAGGAUCUUAUUAGUUGUUUAUUAAACCAUGACCCUGAUCUAAGGCCAAAAGCAAUUGAAGUAUUGCACCAUCCUUUUUUCUGGAGUUCCGAGACGAGACUUUCAUUUUUACGUGACACCAGUGAUAGGGUGGAACUGGAAGAUAAAAAUCUUAGUUCUGGUCUUUUGAGGGCGUUAGAAAGCAUUGCCACAACAGCCUUAGGCGGUAAAUGGGAUGAAAAUAUGGAACCAGCUUUCAUUGCUAACAUUAGUCGUUACCGGCGUUAUAAGUUUAACAGUGUUCGAGACUUGUUGCGGGUUAUGAGAAACAAGCUAAAUCAUUAUGGAGAAUUGCCUCAAGAAAUCCAGGAACUAGUUGGACCUGUUCCUGAAGGAUUCAAUGACUACUUUGCAAACCGAUUCCCAAGACUCUUGAUUGAAGUUUAUAAUGUUAUAUGCAAGCAUUGCAAGGAGGAAGAGUGUUUUCAAAGGUAUUUUAAAAAUGAUUUAUUGCAUUGACUUAUUGUAUGGCCUGAAAAUAGAUCAUAUGGGGAAGACCGGUUGCAGUAUGGAGCAGAAUAGCAAAUUAUGUCAAUAUUUUAUUAUAAAAAAAACAAUGAUAUGUGUAUAUGUAUGUAUAUAUGGUCCCUGAUCAAUCUAAUUUGCGCCUAGAUUUCGUUUUUUCACCAAUUUAUCACAAUUGAGUAGAAAUAUAUUUCUGACUUCGUAUCAUGCUAUCAUGAACUGUUGAUAUUCAAAUGUAAUCUCUAGCAUUAGAAGGUUUUAGUAUAUAAACUGAAUAUGUCAAUUUAUAACGCAAAGCCAAGUUAAGACACUCAAGCAAUCAUUUUGAUUUGCUCUUUACCC
Messenger RNA from Trifolium pratense (red clover), 2973 nucleotides. RefSeq names its product serine/threonine-protein kinase/endoribonuclease IRE1a-like. The transcript has 7 exons. NCBI's taxonomy places the organism in Eukaryota, Viridiplantae, Streptophyta, Magnoliopsida, Fabales, Fabaceae. The coding region runs from base 40 to 2625 and encodes 861 amino acids. Gene Ontology annotation, cellular component: IRE1-TRAF2-ASK1 complex. Gene Ontology annotation, biological process: intrinsic apoptotic signaling pathway in response to endoplasmic reticulum stress; protein phosphorylation; IRE1-mediated unfolded protein response. Gene Ontology annotation, molecular function: RNA endonuclease activity; protein serine/threonine kinase activity; ATP binding. The record is from RefSeq and is a predicted model, not a curated record.